GGAUGGUUGUAGUUUGUAUGCAGUAACUGGAAGAUAUAUACUAAAUGUGUGUUAAAAGAACUGUGCAGAUGACACAGGACCAGGGGCGGACUGACAACUCAUGGGGCCCCCAGGCAAUAGGGGAUCAUGGGGCCCCUGUGUCCUUGCCCAAACUCAAAAAAGCCUAUGAAAAAGGUACCAGGGGCAUCUCAUGGGGCCCCCUACUGACCCCGGGCCCUCGGGCAGUGCCCGAGUUUCCAAAU
This is a messenger RNA of Staurois parvus, 242 nucleotides long. NCBI's taxonomy places the organism in Eukaryota, Metazoa, Chordata, Amphibia, Anura, Ranidae. The record is from the annotation of a GenBank genome assembly.